This is a messenger RNA of Penicillium lagena, 1083 nucleotides long. RefSeq lists its product as uncharacterized. Bases 1 to 1083 code for a protein of 360 amino acids. The transcript is spliced from 3 exons. Lineage: Eukaryota; Fungi; Ascomycota; Eurotiomycetes; Eurotiales; Aspergillaceae. The record is from RefSeq and is a predicted model, not a curated record. Gene Ontology annotation, molecular function: hydrolase activity, hydrolyzing N-glycosyl compounds.
AUGAAAGUCUCCGAAGCCUUAUUCCACCUCUGGUGGUGCACCUUGGCUGGCUCUAUGGGCGUCUUAGCGGAAACGGCUGGUGGUAGCCAGCCGGUGAUUAUCGACACAGAUAUUUUUGGCGACGUGGAUGAUGUAGGGGCUUUGACAGUUGCAAAUACUUUACAAAACUGUGGUUUGGCAGAUGUGAGAGGCAUUGCCAUCAACACGCAUUCAAAGUAUGGAGCCCUGGCUGCAAAUGCUCUCUGUACUUAUUUUGGGAAUGGAGAUAUUCCGGUUGCUGCCAUACGGCCGCUCACUAACGAGACUUACUUUGAUAAUGCGAGUUUCUUGCGUGGGGAAUAUCCCAGCAAAGUCGCCAAUAACUGGCCCAGGGAACUUGAUGAUUCGGCGUCGACUCCGACGCCUCUUGAGAUGUAUCGUUCAGUCCUGAGUGCGGCCACAGAAAACAGCAUCAACAUAAUCUCGAUUGGCUUCCUAAAUAAUCUCGCCGAUCUCCUCAAAUCUGAGCCAGACAAAAUCAGCUCGUUAUCUGGAAAAGAUCUUAUUUCUUCCAAGGUCAACAAACUGGUUGUCAUGGGGGGUAACUAUCCUUCGGGCUGGGAAUAUAACUUUGGCGAUAUGGAUCCCCAGAGCACCGAUUACAUUCUUCGAAACUGGCCUAAGACUAUUCCGAUGACAUUCUCGGGAUUUGAGCUCGGUGGAAUCGUAUAUUCUGGACAGCGGAUCGCUGAAAACUCACCGGUCAAUUCUCCGAUUGUCGCUGCGUACCAGUGGUAUGUUGGUCGCGGAUCCACCAUUAGAAUGUCCUGGGAUCCGAUCACGACACUGUAUGGGAUCUUGGGUCUUGAUGGAUUCUCCAAACUUGGUUUCAGACCCAUGCUUGCCUAUGCAAACGAGGAUGGGUACAAUAGCAUCACCUCGAGCAAUGGAUCAAAUGCUUGGGUCAACGACACCAGUGUUACCAAUCAGCACUGGCUGAAGCUAGCUGAUGGAGUGACAAAUUCUAGUAUGGCUUGGUUGCUUGACCAGUUCUUUAUUCACGACCCCGCCCAGCAAAGUUGUUUUGGUUAUCUCUCUGAAUAA